GUGGCCGGUUUAAGUGGAAGCUAUGGCCAAACACCAUCCGGAUUUGAUUUUUUGCCGCAAGCAGGCUGGUGUUGCCAUCGGAAGACUGUGUGAAAAAUGUGAUGGCAAGUGUGUGAUCUGUGACUCCUAUGUGCGUCCCUGUACCCUGGUGCGCAUAUGUGAUGAGUGUAAUUACGGCUCUUACCAGGGACGCUGCGUGAUCUGUGGAGGCCCCGGAGUCUCCGAUGCCUAUUACUGUAAGGAAUGCACCAUCCAGGAGAAGGAUAGAGAUGGUUGCCCAAAGAUUGUCAAUUUGGGGAGCUCUAAGACUGAUCUCUUCUAUGAACGCAAAAAAUAUGGCUUCAAAAAGAGGUGAUUGCCGGUGGUCCCUUCCUCCCCACAUCAAGCUGCUGCAGCUGCCAGAGUAGAUACCCAGCACCACCAGAAGAAAGGCAGUGGAGCCCAGAAUAUCACCAGACUUGCCUGUUAGGAUACUGGCACCCUUCCAGCCCCUUCCUCUCCCCUCACCCAGACAUGUGGUAGGAACAGAAAAGGAUUCUUCGUAGACCACUCUGGCAGACUGUCUCAGAGAUAAAUUAAUAGAUUAGUUCAUGGUUUUUCUUGAUUUGAGACACAAGCCUCUGUACUCCACAUGGAUGUGUUCUCUCUACAUCAAGAGCCUCUAAAAGAGGAAUAAUAGCAUUCAUCUUCUGUUUGGGGAGUUGCCUAUGAAGUAUCCUCACUACCACAGUGGGAAACGUGACCUUAGAGCAGCCCUGAUGGCAGCUGCCCUUGAUGAAACAUCUUCGGGGUGUGGUGGGGAGCUAUCCGAACAAUAAAUACGAGAUUGGAUCUUGUAAAGCUUACCGGGUGGUGCUGGUUUCAUGUUAUUUUUCUUCUGAGAAAUUGGAAACCCUUUCUGUUGCUAUUGUAUUAAUAAAGUUAGUGUUUAUUUUCUGGUAGUCAGUCACCUUCCUCAUUUAUGUUUAACUCUAGAAAUUUAUUUUAGUCACCCAGGAAGGUGUGAUUCAAAUUAGAGGUAGAGGAAUUCAUUAAGCACUUGGUCAUCUUAUUGCUGCUGGAAUAAAUUCAAAACUGUUCAUGCCGUUUAUUAUGGAUAGAUAAACCAAAGUCAUUUUUGAAAACUUGCUGUUUUUAAACUGAAGCAGUGGCUCCCAGUAACAGUGAAGGGAAUGAGACAAAAUUAAAUCAAAUUGAUGAGUUAGGAGGACUCAGCUUACUUGCUUUGUUUUGUAAAGUUCUUAUUUACUCACAUUAAGGGGAUUUUUAUUUUGAGAAGGCUUGUAUUUUUUUAAGAAGAUUAACAAAUUAAUGGAAAACUCAUUUUCCUUACCCUAACUGGACUAUCUAAUUUCUGCAUGCUGAACCUUGAUGCCGCCGCAGUGGUUAAGAGCUACAGCUGCUAACCAAAAGGUUGGCAGUUUGAAUCCACCAGCCACUCUCUGGAAACUCUAUGGGGCAGUUCUGCUUUGUCCUGUAGGGUUGCUGUGAGUCAGCAUCAACUCGACAGCAGUGGGUUAGAGGUAAUGAGCAAGUUAUCCUUAAGAGACACAGUCAUAGUUGGAGACACCAGGUCAAGCAGGUCUUUGACACUGGGUCUUAAGGAGA
Messenger RNA from Trichechus manatus latirostris (Florida manatee), 1608 nucleotides. RefSeq names its product PHD finger protein 5A (gene PHF5A). The record is from RefSeq and is a predicted model, not a curated record. The transcript has 4 exons. Gene Ontology annotation, cellular component: U12-type spliceosomal complex; U2 snRNP; precatalytic spliceosome. The coding region runs from base 23 to 355 and encodes 110 amino acids. Gene Ontology annotation, biological process: mRNA splicing, via spliceosome. NCBI's taxonomy places the organism in Eukaryota, Metazoa, Chordata, Mammalia, Sirenia, Trichechidae.